This is a messenger RNA of Pogona vitticeps (central bearded dragon), 4609 nucleotides long. The record is from RefSeq and is a predicted model, not a curated record. Lineage: Eukaryota; Metazoa; Chordata; Lepidosauria; Squamata; Agamidae.
ACGUCUGACGUCGCUCGGUCACAUGACCUGCAGCGUCGCGCGACGGCGGCUGGGGCUCUGCGCGGUGCGUUCGCGGCCUACUUGCCUUUGCCGGGCUCAGAGGCGUCGUCGAGUGAGAUAGGCCUCUGUUCCCUGGCCGGUGCUCACGUACUUGAUAGGGGCAGCAUCAAGAAGUGAUCUGCACGUGUGAAUAGUUCCUCGCUGAUAAAGCACUGCAGGCGAAUUAUCGCCUUGGAAUAAAUAACGUUUGUGGUAGAUGGCUUGGAAAGUCAUAAGUGAGCAUCGGCCAAGUUGAUCCAGUAAGAAUUUUCGCAGAGAGGAGUCUUCCAAAGAAAAGGCCAUUUUCCAGGUCUCUAGGAGCCUGAUGGGAGAAGCUGGAGAAAGGUCCUGUCUAAUAAUCUCAGACUCUUGCCAGGACCCUAAACCCACCUACUGUAGCCCAGUAAAAGGACAUACACUUAAAGACUUCCAGUCCAAGGAUUUGUUUUGAGUCCCAGAAUGGAAAGAAGGUUAUUACUAAAAAUGUCUUUUCCACCUCACUUGAAUCGCCCUCCUAUGGGUAUCCCAACACUUCCACCUGGAAUUCCACCCCCACAAUUUCCAGGUUUUCCUCCACCUGUACCUCCUGGGACACCAAUGAUUCCUGUGCCAAUGGGCAUUAUGGCUCCUGCACCAACUGUAUUGGUCCCAACUACAGUGUCAAUGGUUGGGAAGCAUAUGGGAAUCAGAAAGGACCAUCCAGCUCUAAAGAACAAGGAAAAUGAUGAGAACAGUGGUCCUACAACCACUGUAUUUGUAGGCAACAUAUCUGAAAAGGCGUCAGACAUGCUUAUACGACAGCUUCUUGCUAAAUGUGGCUUGGUAUUGAGUUGGAAAAGAGUUCAAGGAGCAUCUGGAAAACUUCAAGCCUUUGGGUUUUGUGAAUAUAAAGAACCAGAAUCUACGUUACGUGCGCUCAGAUUACUGCAUGAUCUCCAGAUUGGAGAAAAGAAACUACUUGUGAAAGUUGAUGCCAAGACAAAGGCUCAGCUGGAUGAAUGGAAGGCAAAGAAAAGGGCUUCCAAUGGGAACUCCAGGCCAGAAUCUACACCUGAUGAUGAAGAAGCCCUUGAUGAAGAAGCAAAGAGAAGAGACCAGCUAAUAAAAGGGGCUAUUGAAGUGCUAAUACGGGAAUAUUCCAGCGAGCUCAAUGCCCCCUCCCAAGAGUCUGACUCUCAUCCCAGGAGGAGGAGAAAGGAAAAGAAGGAGGACAUUUUCAGCAGAUUUCCAGUGGCCCCACUGAUACCUUAUCCACUCAUCACCAAGGAGGAUAUAAAUGCUAUAGAAAUGGAAGAAGAUAAAAGGGACCUGAUAUCCCGAGAGAUCAGUAAAUUCAGAGAUACACACAUGAAAUUGGAGGAGGAAAAAGGCAAAAAGGAGAAAGAGAGACAAGAAAUUGAAAAAGAACGGCGUGAAAGAGAAAGGGAACGGGAACGAGAAAGAGAGAGAAGAGAGCGGGAGAGAGAAAGGGAGAGAGAGCGUGAACGAGAGAAGGAGAAGGAACGGGAGCGUGAAAGAGAGCGGGAUAGAGAUCGAGACCGAACUAAAGAUAGAGAUCGCGACAGAGAAAGAGAUCGCGACAGAGACCGUGAAAGAAGCUCGGACCGCAAUAAGGAUCGGAGUAGAUCUAGGGAGAAAAGCAGAGACAGAGAAAGAGAACGGGAACGGGAGCGAGAGAGGGAACGGGAGCGAGAGAGAGAAAGGGAGCGGGAAAGGGAACGAGAACGGGAACGGGAACGAGAAAAGGACAAAAAAAGGGACAGAGAAGAAGAUGAAGAAGAUGCAUAUGAGCGACGCAAACUUGAAAGGAAGCUACGUGAAAAGGAAGCAGCUUAUCAAGAGCGUCUGAAAAACUGGGAGAUAAGAGAGCGAAAGAAAGCUAGAGAAUAUGAAAAAGAAGCUGAAAGGGAAGAAGAAAGGCGAAGGGAAAUGGCAAAAGAAGCAAAACGUCUAAAAGAAUUUUUAGAAGAUUAUGAUGAUGACAGAGAUGAUCCAAAAUACUACAGGGGCAGCGCUUUGCAGAAGCGAUUGCGAGACAGAGAGAAAGAAAUAGAAGCAGAUGAACGGGAUAGAAAAAGAGAAAAGGAGGAACUGGAAGAAAUUAGGCAACGUCUUCUUGCAGAAGGACACCCAGAUCCAGAUGCAGAGUUGCAAAGGAUGGAACAAGAGGCUGAAAGACGUCGACAGCCACAAAACAAGCAGGAGCCAGAAUCUGAAGAGGAGGAGGAAGAAAAGCAAGAAAAAGAAGAGAAGAGAGAAGAACCUGAAGAAGAAGAGGAAGAACCAGAGCAAAAGCCCUGCCUUAAACCAACACUGCGACCCAUUAGUUCUGCUCCAUCUGUUUCAUCAGCAAGUGGCAAUGCAACACCCAACACUCCUGGGGAUGAAUCACCCUGUGGCAUCAUCAUCCCACAUGAAAACUCCCCUGAUCAGCAGCAACCUGAGGAAUAUAGACCAAAAAUAGGACUAAGUCUUAAACUAGGUGCCUGCAAUAGUCCCAACCAACCUAAUGCUGUAAAAAGAAAGAAACUCACUGUAGACAGUGUUUUCAAUAAAUUUGAAGACGAAGACAGUGAUGACAUGCCCCGAAAAAGGAAGCUGGUUCCUCUGGAUUAUGGUGAUGAAGACAAAGGCUCCUCCAAAGGCAGCGUCAAUACUGAAGAGAAGCGCAAGCACAUUAAGAGUCUAAUUGAGAAAAUUCCCACAGCUAAACCAGAGUUGUUCGCUUACCCUCUUGACUGGUCUAUUGUGGACUCAACACUAAUGGAGCGUCGCAUUAGACCAUGGAUCAACAAGAAAAUAAUAGAAUAUAUUGGUGAAGAAGAAGCCACACUAGUUGACUUUGUUUGCUCAAAGGUUAUGGCUCAUAGUUCACCACAGAGCAUCCUGGAUGAUGUUGCUAUGGUGCUUGAUGAAGAAGCAGAAGUUUUUAUAGUCAAAAUGUGGAGAUUAUUAAUCUAUGAAACGGAAGCCAAAAAGAUCGGUCUGGUGAAAUAAGGAAUAUUUUUUUAGGUCUCCAUUUCAAUUUUUGUUUCACAUUACUGAAGAACUUUGAUAUCUCCAGAGACAUUUGUGAGACCUGUACUUUUUAAAUGUAGAAAAUGUGAAUUUUUUUCAUCUUCUGUUUCACCAAGAUCCCUUUCCCCACGUCUCAGUUUCCCCGAUUGUAAUUACCUGAAUUCUGCACUGGUUGUUUUUCACUCACUGGGGUACAGUUACAGGUAUGGUUUAUAAACUACAGCUGCUGUAUACAGUCUCUGAUCUUCAUCUUCUCAAACUGAUCCUUGUAAAUAGAAAAAAGACCCAUAUUAGAAAACAUCUGCACUUACUGGAUACCAGAAUAAUUGGGUUUUGUACAAGUGCAUUGACCUCUUCUUUCCUCUCCAUUUUUAAAAAUUAGAAUAAACUUUAAAACUUUAAAGAUGGAUGGGAGUCAUUAUGCUGGCACACAGUUUUCAUCUGCAUGGAUAUGAAUGCAUUCCACGGUUGGAUUUUGUAAUAUUUCUAGAUGAGCUUGUAGAAUAUAUGGUGAACUUGUAUUAGCUUGGACAUUCUUGUAAAGCCAUUAGUUCCUUGUUCAUUACAUUAGCCCUUCUGUUGAGUUCAUACAUACUUAGUUUUUUUAAAAACAACAACAGGUUAACAAGUACACACAUUCAUUUGAAUCUAGUCAAUCCCACAUCUUUUUAAAUUUGUUUUUGUUUUUGAAAAUUGCAUAAGCCAGUUUGGCAUAUUUGUGGAAAGAAAAGGUUUAAAGAUUUAAUGAGCACAACAGUUUACAAUGUUAAAACAUCUUAGAUGAUGGAGAAAUUGUUUUUAUGUAAGCCAUCAAGUCAGCUGUGACUUUAUUUUUUCGUACUGUAAACUGUAAGUUGGAUUGAUAGAAGGUGAUAUUUCCUGAUCCUUUACACUAUAUGGGGUUUAUACUUAUGCCAGUGUGGUAUAAAUAACAAUACUACUAUGUACUAUAAACUGCAUUUUUAAAAAACUCACCCACAAGUAGAAAGACUGUAUGCAAUGGGCCUUCUUGACUGCAGGAUGAACACCAUCCAGGAAGUAACAGUUGUCUCUGAUUUUUUUAUAUACUGCUCUUCUGAUAGGUCUUUCCCUGUAAAAAUACAGGCUGACCUAUUUGGAAGGUGUAACUGACCCUGAAUUACUGAAUUCUUGCAUUAUAAGAGGACAUCUGGAAAAAACUGUUCUUAACAAAUGGGAUCAUAUAAAGGUUCCACCAUGUAAAUAUUUCAGAUAUUAAAAAUGUAUAUAUUUGAUCUGGACUUGAUGCUUCUAUCUUGAGGUUUGUAUUACCUCUUCUAUCUCAUCUCCAAAACAAUGGGUAUAGCUGGCAGACACAGAUUACAGUCUAUUACAGUAUGCAUUUUAUUACUGGUCCAGCUGUAUCAUUCUUACAGUGUUAUAGCCAGAGCAUCACCAAGCUUAGAUAAGUUAACCUUGCUACACACCAUGUAGGACAAUCAGGAUGUAAAUUUUACUAUUCAAGAAACUUUUUAAUAUUCAUUGCCAUUUUUAUUUAUAGCAUUUUCCCUUGCCUUUCUUUAAAAAAAAAAAA